AUGUAUACGCUGCCCAUGGAUACGCUUCUCCGCAUGACCGCAGUGCGACCACAUGAGGAGCUCCUGAAUCAAGGGAGCCUGGUGGAGUUCGAGGAAGUCUUGGGUAGGGCGAUGUUCAUCUCGCAUCAGUGGCUCGCCAAUGAGCAUCCAGACCCUGAAGCUCAGCAAUGGAAGGUGCUUCAAGAAGCGAUACGCAACCUCUAUUCUGGAAGGAGCCUCGUGACACUCCCAAUCCAAAGCGAGUAUUUCUACGGCCGGCAUUCCACCCUCUCGCGCGAGGACUUCCAAUCCAAGCCACUGUUCAUUUGGUACGACUACGUGUCGUGCCCGCAAGCUGCGGAUUCACAUGGCCAAGAGCAUCAGAAGCGAGCCAUUGACAGCAUCGUGUCUUAUAUCGAGCGCUGCGUGAAUUUCAUGUCAAAUCUUUCGGCAAUCAUCUUCCGCAGUUGCAAGCAGCCAUGUUCGUGA
Molecule: messenger RNA, 468 nt
Organism: Symbiodinium necroappetens
Lineage: Eukaryota; Dinophyceae; Suessiales; Symbiodiniaceae
Source: the annotation of a GenBank genome assembly